GGAGGGAGGUGGGUAUCAUGUGAUUCGCUUUCCUGCUCCUUUAAAGCAGCCACAUGCACUCGAGGGCCGGCUACAAUCACAGCUCUCGGUAGGGAGGGAGACGGGUCCGGGCUUUCCCGGGCAAUCGGUGCUGAGGUUCCCCUCUUCCUUCCCAUCCCUUUGCAGCUUUAACUUUCACAGCCGCCGCCGCCGCAUAGAGUGCAGGAGAGAAAACACUGCAAAAAUGGCUGGGGCAAUUAUCGAGAACAUGAGCACUAAAAAGCUCUGCAUUGUUGGCGGGAUCUUGCUGAUUUUCCAAGUCGUCGCCUUUCUGGUGGGGGGUCUGAUAGCCCCAGACCCUACGGCUGCUGUGCCUUAUAUGGCGGCAAAGUGCAUAGACUUGCAGAAGGACCAUCAUAAGACCAAAUGGUUUAUACCGUGGGGACCUGACCAGUGUAAUAAACUCAGAGACUUGGAUGAAGCGGUGAACAGACAAAUAGAAGCGAAUAACAUUGUGUUUGCCAUUCACAUACCACUUCCCAAGAAUGAGAUGAGCCCCUGGUUCCAGUUUAUUCUCUGCAUUUUGCAUAUGGACAUUGCUUUCAAGAGUAACAACCAAAUUAGAGAAAAUGCAAAAGUUAGUCUUGAUGUGCACUUAGGAUAUCGUGAUGAUACAGUUAGUGAGUGGACAGAAAUGGCACAUGCAGUAGAAACCCGAAAGCUCAACUGUACAUUUGGUGCUCCAAAAACUGUAGAGCACGAAGGGAAGUUUUACGAUUGUGACUUUCUCCCAUUCAUGGAGAUUGGGACCGUAGCUCACAAAUACUAUCUUCUCAACAUUCGUCUUCCUGUGAAUGAAAAGGCAGGUAUUAAUGUAGGAAUUGGUGAAAUAAAGGAUAUCCGUUUAGUGGGUAUCCAUCAAAACGGAGGCUUCACAAAAGUCUGGUUUGCCAUGAAAACAUUCCUUACACCCAGCAUUUUCAUCAUCAUGGUUUGGUAUUGGAGACGGAUCAUGCAGAUGACACGGUCACCUGUGCUCCUGGAAAAGAUAAUCUUUACCCUUGGAAUCUCUAUGACUUUCAUAAACAUUCCAGUAGAAUGGUUUUCUAUUGGUUUUGACUGGACUUGGAUGCUGCUUUUUGGAGAUAUUCGUCAAGGGAUCUUCUAUGCUAUGCUCUUGUCUUUUUGGAUCAUCUUCUGUGGAGAGCAUAUGAUGGAUCAGAAUGAACGAAAUCGUUUCGCAGCUUACUGGAAACAAGUUGGACCAAUAGCUGUAGGCGCAUUCUGUUUGUUUGCCUUUGACAUGUGCGAGAGAGGAGUACAAUUAAAAAAUCCAUUCUAUAGUAUCUGGGCUACAGAUGUUGGCACAGAGCUGGCUAUGGCAUUUAUUAUUGUUGCUGGAAUCUGUCUCUGCCUCUACUUCUUGUUCCUGUGUUUUAUGGUGUUUCAAGUGUUCAGAAAUAUCAGUGGCAAACAAUCCAGCCUGCCAUCAAUGAGUAAAGCCCGCAGGCUUCAUUAUGAGGGAUUGAUUUUUCGGUUCAAGUUCUUGAUGCUGAUCACAUUAGCUUGUGCUGCCAUGACAGUAAUAUUUUUCAUUUUCAGUCAGGUGACUGAAGGUCACUGGAAAUGGGGUGACCUUACAUUUCAUUGGAACAGUGCCUUUUUCACAGGGAUUUAUGGAAUGUGGAACCUAUAUGUCUUUGCCCUGAUGUUCCUGUAUGCACCUUCCCAUAAAAAUUACGGUGAAGAUCAGUCAAAUGGCGAUUUGGGAGUUAAUACUGGAGAAGAACUUCAACUCACUACUACCAUCACUCAUGUGGAUGGACCAACCCAGGUUUACAAACUGGCUCGCAAGGAGGCCCAGGAAUAAUCACUUCAGCACAAUUUUACUUGUGCCUAAAUGCAAAUUACACAGCAUGAUUACAUAUUUUCUUGCAAGGAUUUGUUUGGAAUCAUCUGAAGGGUGCAUUGCAGAAAAUAAUGACUAUCUGGCAAGAACUAAUGGUAUGCUUAUUAUCCAUGUGUCUUUCCUGGGGAGAAUUUUUUGUCAAGUUUGAAUUCUUUUAAUUCUUCAUCUUGAGCAAUAUUCCCCAAUCUCAAAAAACGUUGGGUAUACAAUUUCCACAGCCGGCUAAACUAACCAGUUUGGGAAAGACUGGUCUUGAGUAUUAGCACCAGGAAUGAGGUGGGAGGAGUGAUUACUCCGUAAGUAUUUCCUCCUUACCUUUGCGUGUAUUUCACUACUUACCAACACUCCAGCUGCUGCUGCUAUGGAUGUUCUUGGGAAACUAAUUGGAAUACAUUAUAUGCUUCCUAAGUCAAGGUUUUAUACAACAGUCCCAGUGCAUAUGUCUGGAACCAGUUUAGUUAUUUGCAUCAUAUGUAGCCAGUUCAAUAUUUACAUACUUUAAUGAAUGUGUUCAUGACUUUUUUCAUAGUCUAGUGUAACACUGCCUUUUCUAAAGUUUGGUACAAAAAGAGGACAUUUUGAAACCUCUGUUGAUGUAUGAAUAUGUGUCCUGAACUCUUAACAAGUCUUUUUGGUGUAGAUAUCCUUUUAUAUACUUUUAAGAAUUCUUGUUUACUUAUAUAUAAUUCCAUAGAACUGAAUGGGGUGUGCAAGCGUGUAUGUAUGUGUUUUAAAUUCUUAUUUUCUUUCUUUUUUAAAAAAAUGCUCUAAGUAGCUCUGGGGACCACUGUAGUUCAUCUUUUUGUACUACAAAUAAAGUAUAAAAAUAUGUU
Messenger RNA from Ahaetulla prasina, 2721 nucleotides. It is a transcript of the gene WLS, whose product is annotated as Wnt ligand secretion mediator. Gene Ontology annotation, molecular function: Wnt-protein binding. Lineage: Eukaryota; Metazoa; Chordata; Lepidosauria; Squamata; Colubridae. The transcript has 12 exons. Bases 224 to 1849 code for a protein of 541 amino acids. Gene Ontology annotation, cellular component: endomembrane system; organelle membrane. Gene Ontology annotation, biological process: intracellular protein transport; Wnt protein secretion; Wnt signaling pathway. The record is from RefSeq and is a predicted model, not a curated record.